Molecule: messenger RNA, 1377 nt
Organism: Alternaria atra
Lineage: Eukaryota; Fungi; Ascomycota; Dothideomycetes; Pleosporales; Pleosporaceae
Exons: 2
Coding region: 1-1377 (458 amino acids)
Source: RefSeq, a predicted model, not a curated record
AUGUCUUCAACCCAUGAUCCAAACUCUCCUGCCCGUUCAGAGAACUCAAAUUCGUACAUUGAUGUGCGCGAUGCCUUUGCACCUCUCCCUGAGUUACCUGUCAACUGCUCUGGUCAGCACAAUGAUGCCGGUUAUCAUGAACACGUCGACGAUCUCGGCAGUCACAGUAUCGUGCAUGACGCCUUCGUAACGCUUCCUGCACUACCCGACAACGACUUUGAAUCCAACGAUUUUGGUCAUAUUGACUUUGGACACAACGACUUUACCAGCAACCACGAAAUCGCCGAAUACAUCCCUGAUGAGUUCGAUCCGGCCUUACAGCUUGCACUCGUUCCAGCGCAAAGAUACAACGGACCCUUAGCACCUAUGUUCGACGAAUUCACCGCACAACGCAACAACGAACCUCAGGUACUAAACAACGACGAUUCCGACCUCGAAGAUGUCGCUGCACGCAUACUGUCAGGAGCACUCAGUCCACGUCAACAGGCCGAGGCCAUGAGCUGCAUGUCCGAGCACAGCAUGGACAAGCUGUAUCACGACCUGAUGCGCUCUCGUGGGUUUCAACUAACGUUGUUCACUACUCCAACUGCCAUUCCAGUCGAUAAUCCAUCCGCCGUGCCAAACGCCAUAUCAUUAGCCAUUCCAGUUGUAGCUCCGUCUGCCAUCCCAGUUGCCGGUCCAGCCGCCACUCCAUCCGGGAUACUCAACGAGAACAACUAUACGCCCGUCGCUUGGGAGCCUCAGCCAGCUUUGGAUCCUAACGCUCCUCCGCCACCUCCGCCUCUUUAUCCAGCAUACACCGGUCGGUUCCAGUCUGGCCCAGCUGCCAGAGCAUACCGAAAACGCAACCGCAUAGUACCCAAGUCUCAUGCAUCAGAUGUCGAGCGUGUCAAGCGUUAUGGACGCAUGUACUGGGUACGACGCAUCUACGAGUCUAUGAUUGACAUUUCCAACGUCAGUGACAGCGAGAAUUCCAUCCACCGAACGCGGUUCAUGAAGGAACCAGCAUUCAAUCCCCUGGAUCUGGAAGCCGCGGCACACCAUGUAUUCGAUGAGUCCUUGGCUGUACACGAGCGAGGCUGGGUCCGACCCAUCAUUUACCACAAAAAGGUGGUACGCGGCAAGCUCACAGACGUCAGCGAGAAGUGCUUGGAGAGGCGGCUAGCUCGCAUCUGUCUUUGCCUCCAGCAGAAGAAGGCGACGGUCGAUGACGCCGUUCGUGGAGGUGUGACUCUUGCGCUUUUGUGUGAUAAUCCAGAGGCGAGAGGCUUUACCAAGCUCUCCAAUAACACCGGUAACGCAAAGCGUGGAGAGCGACUGAGGGCCGCCAAGGAGGCGGAGGCGGAAGCGGAGGCGGAAGAGUCUGAGGAAGAGUAA